AUGCGGUUUCAACACUGGGCGCUGAUCUCUGCUUGUCGUUCACGGCUGAUCUCUCUCGCCGUCCGCGGCGCAAACUCUGCCUGUCGUUCACGGCUGAUCUCUCUCGCCGUCAGUGCGUCCGCGGCGCAACUCUCUCGCCGUCAGUGCGUCCGCGGCGCAACUCUCUCUCGCCGUCCGCGGCGCAACUCUGAUUUCUGUCGUACCUCUUUACUUAUCACUUUCUUUUUUUUCUUUUACUUUUUCAACACUUUUUCUUUAUUUGCUUUAUCUUCUCUUUCUCCUGGGUCCAUACUGGUUUUCUUUUUUCUAUUUCUUUUUUUCUAUUUCUUUUUUCUAUUUCUUUUUUCUUUUCCUUUUUUCUUUUCCUUUUUUCUAUUUCUUUUUUCUAUUUUCUUUUGUAUUUCUUUUUUCUAUUUUCUUUUGUAUUUCUUUUUUCUAUUUCUUUUUUUUCUAUUUCUUUUUUCUAUUCCUUUUUUAUGUUCUUUCAUUUCCUUUCAUAUUGACCGACUGACCCGUGCUCGACCGCCGUUGGCACGGAACCCUUCUCCUCUUCGGUCUUCGAAGGUCUCGUUCAAAUAUUUGCUACUACCACCGAGAUCUGCACCCGCGGUCGGCUCCACCCAGGAUCAUGCCCUAGGCUUCCGUGCUCACCGCGGCGCCCUCCUACUCGUUGCGGCAUCGGUCAGGCGGUCCUAA
Messenger RNA from Acanthosepion pharaonis, 696 nucleotides. Lineage: Eukaryota; Metazoa; Mollusca; Cephalopoda; Sepiida; Sepiidae. The record is from the annotation of a GenBank genome assembly.